GUAACAGUAGGGACAUUAUUUGACUACCACCAAGCUGAAUAACACACUGGAUACCAAGCCAACUCAAAUUUGAAUUCUGUGACAAUAUUGAGAAUCUAUAAUGAAGCUCUCUCUUUCCCUGGGUCUCUUCACAAUUAUGGCGUCCUCAGUGACAGCCAAGUAUUGUGAGGACCAUACUUAUUACUGUGGAUGGAAUCUUAUGGAUAUAGGGAUAUAUGGACCCGAGAUUAACAACGCGCUGGCUGAGAAUGGGAUCCAGAGCACCGAGUUCACCAGGGGACACAGUUUGUUCUAUUGCAGGAGAGAUCCUAAUGACGGGGUUGGCUAUGCUGGGACUGCGGAAUUUGAGUGUCAUGACGGUGGUGAAAGGUCAAGUGACUUUUUGGAUUUUGUGGGGCCAUGAGGUCUUCAUUAUGUGAGACUGUCCAUGCGGAUUUAUCGUCUAAUCUCCACCUGUCACACCAAAGCUUGUCUUUCAAAGAGGAUUUUUAGUCUGCUUAUUUCUUUUCUGUUGAACACAGCAAGAUAUGCCUGUUCCAUGAACCAUGGUCCUGCCAUGACUGUAAACUUAAUCUUUUGAUAAUUGAAUUUCCAACAUUAC
Aspergillus campestris IBT 28561 is the source of this 601-nucleotide messenger RNA. RefSeq lists its product as uncharacterized. The transcript is spliced from 3 exons. The coding region runs from base 101 to 403 and encodes 100 amino acids. NCBI's taxonomy places the organism in Eukaryota, Fungi, Ascomycota, Eurotiomycetes, Eurotiales, Aspergillaceae. The record is from RefSeq and is a predicted model, not a curated record.